ACGAACAAUAAAAACACAUAAUGGCAUCGUAUCAGUACUUUCAAUGGUACUGGUCAGACUUUUGUCCCACAGGCAUACAACCAUUUGCUGCCGAUUCAAAUGAUCUUUUGCCAUGUUUUCAAGAAAUAUGCCUACAAAUACCAGUUUAUACAAUAUUCGCAGCUGUAUCUUCAUACAAUUUUGGCUGUUAUAAUCGUCCAGUUAUUCGAAAUCCAACACAAAAACGUUUAAUCUAUUUGCGUAUAAUUACAACAUUGUUCCUAGCUGCUCUACCAGUUACAAAGAUAUUCUUCUUCCAUUCGGUUGGAUUAGAUAUACAUGCUGUGGAUGUACUCGUUGUGAGUAUAGAAUUUGUUAUGUGGAUUUUACAUUGUGGAUAUCUUUUGUCAUCGAGAAAGUUUGGAGAACUCAGUCAUCGAGGAUCAUUAAGUCUGAUGGUUUUAUGGUCUUCGGUGUUUGUUUUAGAUGUUGUUUGGCUAAGAUCAAGUCUGAGCAAAUCUUUCUGGCCAUGGAGCUUGGCUACUGUGCUAAUGGAUAUAAUGUAUGGAUUGACAUUAAUUCCAAAAGGAUCUGCUGUGCCCUCAUCGCAGAAUAUUGAUCGAAAUAAUGAGCAACAAGCUCUUCUAACCAAUCGAUAUGUGUACUUCCACUUCAAUCUCAAUGAAUUAUUACUUGGCCAUGCUCAAGACGAAGCAUCAUGCUUGUCAAAGUUUUUCUUUUACUGGGUAGAGCCAUUGAUUACAAAAGGAGUCGCAGGAAAUCUAAAAAGAAUAGAAGAUCUCUUUGAUCUUCCAGAUUGCUUGAAUAUUUCGAGAAUAAGUGAGAAACUUCAUAUGCAAAUAUCUCGAACAAAAUCAACAUUCUGGGCGCUUCACAAAACAUUUGGUCGAGAAUUCUAUUUGAUUGGAAUAUUAAGAUUCAUAGCAGACACAUCAGGAUUUGCUGGUCCACUGCUACUUGGCGGAUUGUUAAGUCAGGCUGGCACUGAUCUCACUGGAACAGAUUCUGAACCUUAUUGGUAUGCAUUAGGACUUUUUGGUUCUACUUUGUUGUCUGCUUUAUGUUCGACUCAUUUCAACUGGCGUAUGUCAAUAAUUGGCAUGAAAAUGAGAAUUGGAGUAGUUAGCGCUAUUUAUCGUAAAGCUUUGGAAGCUAGAGGACUUAAAAAUUCACGCCCGGAAAUAUUGAAUUUGAUGUCAACGGAUACUGAUCGAAUUGUUAACUCUUGUGUGAGUUUUCAUUCAUUUUGGAGUAUCCCAUUUCAACUUUUUACUACAUUGUACCUGCUCUAUACCCAACUUGGAGUUGCUUUUUUGGCUGGUGUAGCAUUUGCAGCAAUGUUAAUUCCCAUCAAUCGAUGGAUAGCUCGAAGUAUUGGAAGCAUUUCCAAAGACUUGAUGACAGCCAAAGAUGCUCGUUUGGCAGCAACUAGUGAGACUAUUGCUGGGGCUAAACAAGUCAAAUUGCAUGCAUGGGAAGAUGUUUUUAUUCAAAAGAUUAGAGAUCUUCGUAAAGAAGAAAUCAAAUAUCUUGGCAAGAGAAAGUAUUUGGAUGCGUUGUGUGUAUAUUUUUGGGCAACUACUCCAGUAUUAAUGUGCUUACUCACAUUUGGAAUGUCGGCAAUAUUGGGAAAUAAACUUACGGCUGCAACAACUUACACAAGUGUUGCUCUUUUAAACAUGUUGAUCGGACCUUUGAAUGCAUUCCCAUGGGUCUUGAAUGGAUUGGUUGAAGCUUGGGUUUCUGUUAGGAGGUUGCAAGAGCUAUUUGAGCUUCCCAACUUGGACUUUUCAUCAUAUUAUCAACCCGUAAUUAAAGGUUCUGCACCACAAAAAGUUGAUGAAAAACCUACGGUUUUACAAUUGAAAGAUGCAUCUUUUGAGCAUGAUCAAGGACGAAAUGCACAUGAGGAUAGUUAUACAUUUCGACUUAAGAAGAUCAAUCUUGAUGUGAAAAGGGGUGAUUUAAUCUGUAUCGAAGGACCUUUGGGUGGUGGCAAGAGUACAUUUGUUUCAGCGUUAGUAGCUGCUAUCGAUUGUGUUGAAGGAUAUGUAUGUGUUCAUGAUUUAACUGCUGGAUUUGGUUAUGUACCCCAAACCCCUUGGUUACAAAGAGGUACCAUACGAGACAAUAUACUUUGGGGUGCAGUAUUCGAUGAACAACUUUAUAAAAAUGUCUUAUUUGCUUGUGGUUUAAGUGAAGAUCUCGAAGCCUUAGGAGGCGAUCUAAUCGGAGUUGGUGAAAAUGGAAGAACUUUAUCAGGUGGUCAACGAGCAAGAGUUUCCUUAGCCAGAGCUGUUUAUCAAGACAAGAAAAUUUACCUUUUGGAUGAUGUUCUUUCAUCUUUGGACGCUCAUGUUGCCAAUCAUGUUGUUAAAUAUUGUCUUUUGGGAUUGUUAAAGGAUAAAACACGAAUUAUCGUUACCAGCAAUAAAACUUUGUUCUUCAAUUCAAAUCAAAUUCUUCAUGUGGACAACGGUGUUGUAACAAAGAGUGACUUUAUGUCAGAAAGUAUUGAUCUCAGUCUCGAAGAUGAUGUUGAAGUUGAACCAAUUACUCAAGCAAGAAGUCGAAUGUCCAGUGUUGAUUUGCUAAGUGAUGAAAAUGCUGAUAGAAAAAGUCUAGAUAGUGUUAUGAUGGAGGAAUCCCGAGAAUAUGGAAAUCUUUCUUUAAAUGUAAUAUCCUGCUAUUGGAGAGCUGUUGCAUGCCCACUGGGUACAGCUGUACUCGUCUUUGUUGUUCUAAUGCAACUUUCAAGAAAUAUCUCCGAUGCCUGGUUGGCUCAUUGGGUUACUGAAACAAAUAUCAAACCGAAUAAUGACACCAAUUCAACUACGGACAGUGUCAUUGGGAAUGAAACACUUCCUGAGCAUGAUUUUAAAUAUUAUUUGGGAAUAUUUGCUUCGUUAGCUUUAGCCAAUUCCAUGUUAACACUUAUUCGAGCUUUUUUGUUCGCCUAUGCUGGUAUCAAGGCGGCAAAGAUUAUCCAUGACAAACUUUUGAACAGAGUUCUCUUUACUAAAUUUCAAUUCUUUGACAUAACCUCUGUGGGACGAAUUUUGAAUAGAUUCUCCUCAGAUACUUAUACUAUCGAUGACUCUCUUCCAUUUAUUUUAAAUAUUUUACUUGCCCAAGUGGUUGGACUCACAGGAGCUCUUUGUAUCAGUUUGUAUGCCAUGCCUUGGCUUGGUUUGAUAGUUAUUCCAAUGAUCCCGAUUUACUUGAGUCUACAAUAUCGAUAUCGUUAUGCUUCGAGAGAUAUUAAACGUCUAUCGAGCAAUGCUCUUUCUCCACUCUACACACAUUUCACAGAGACCCUUGAAGGUAUAACAACAAUCCGAACAAUGCGAGCUGGUCCAAGAUUCCAACGUGAUUUCCAUGUGAAACUAGAAGAAAGCAUCAAAGCUCAACUGACAUCUGCAUCUGCUCAGCAAUGGUUAGGUCUUCGUUUGCAAAUGUUGGGUGCAAUGUUGGUUGGUGGAGCAGGGAUUCUAGCAGCUAUGACAUCAGCACACACAACCAACCCCGGAAUGGUAGGGUUAGCCAUUUCCUAUGCUUUGUCAAUUACUGGACUUUUGAGUGGAGUUUUAAAUGCUCUCGCUGAAACUGAACAAGAAAUGAUUGCUGUGGAACGUGUAGAUCAGUAUUUGAAACUCGAAGAAGAACCCAAUGCUGGUGGUAGUGCAGAUCCACCAUUUGGAUGGCCAAGUCAGGGAGUUCUGGCGUUUAAACAAGUUCAAUUGCGUUAUCGUGAGCAUCUAACUCCUGCAUUAGUGAAUUUAAGUUUCCAAACUGCAGCUUUCGAAAGGAUUGCUAUUGUUGGUCGAACAGGAGCUGGAAAGAGUUCAAUUAUUGCUGCUCUGUUGAGAGUAGCUCCAUUAAAUGCCGGAGAAAUUUCUCUAGAUUGUGUCAAUUUAAAAACACUUCCACUGAAGAAGUUAAGAGAUAGAAUUGGUAUUAUUCCACAGGAACCAUUUUUGUUUGAGGGCACAGUGAGGGAGAAUUUGGAUCCUAGAAGUAGAUUCAUUGAUUCAGAGAUUUGGAAUGCAAUAACAAACUGUCUGGCAACACCGUUGGUACAGUCAUUGGGUGGAUUACAGGGAAAAUUGGAAAAAGGUGGAACUAACUUAUCAGCUGGACAAAAACAACUACUUUGUUUAACGAGGGCUUUGCUUAAGAAUGCUAAGGUUGUUUGUAUUGAUGAAGGUACAUCAAAUCUUGAUUCUGAUUCAGAAGCAGCCAUUCAAAUAGCCCUAAGAAAUUCCUUUAAAAGUUCGACAAUAAUAUUCAUUGCUCAUCGUUUGAGUGGGCUUCAGAAUAUGGAUCGUAUUAUUGUUCUGGAUCAUGGUGAAAUUGUCGAGCAGGGAAUACCAAAUGAAUUGGCCCAAAAUACAGAAUCAUUGUUCCACGGAAUGUUGCAAGCGCAGAGAAAUAAAGACUAUAAUAUCAAUGAAGGAGUAAUUGUUGAAACAUAAAUACAUAAGUAGCCUAAUGACAAUAUAUCAAGCAAGACUAUUUAUAAAUUUUAAUUUAUUCAUAACAAAAAUGUAUGAAUGUUUUAAACCCUCCCUAAAAAACCUGACUCAAGAGCUAAGCUUAAUAGUGGAUAUUUUUUAUACACAAGUCGAUGUGGAAAAAAGAAUAAGCUUCAUCGAUGAGACAACAUACAUGAAGUAAUGGUUUUUUUUGUUAUAAUUUGUAUUUAAUAAAGUUGAAAAUUUAUUAAGUUAA
This is a messenger RNA of Episyrphus balteatus (marmalade hoverfly), 4731 nucleotides long. Its product is annotated as ATP-binding cassette sub-family C member 10. The transcript is spliced from 14 exons. Gene Ontology annotation, molecular function: ATP binding; ATP hydrolysis activity; ABC-type transporter activity. The coding region runs from base 21 to 4475 and encodes 1484 amino acids. Gene Ontology annotation, cellular component: membrane. Gene Ontology annotation, biological process: transmembrane transport. The record is from RefSeq and is a predicted model, not a curated record. Lineage: Eukaryota; Metazoa; Arthropoda; Insecta; Diptera; Syrphidae.